Molecule: messenger RNA, 976 nt
Organism: Theobroma umbraticum
Lineage: Eukaryota; Viridiplantae; Streptophyta; Magnoliopsida; Malvales; Malvaceae
Cellular component (GO): intracellular membrane-bounded organelle
Source: RefSeq, a predicted model, not a curated record
CUGAAUAGGCUCCGGCGAUUAUCCGCCGUCGAAGGUUGAAAUGUGCAUCCACUUCCAACACAACUGAAGGAAAAACAGAGACAAUACACUGAAAGUUGAGGCUCUCAAUCUGAAAACGUUUUCACUUUGUUGUUAUUUUAUUGAAAGAAGAUUGCUUAGUCUCACCAAUCAAUCGAAGAGAGGCAGCGGACAGCAAACCAAAAUUUGCACAACCCAAGGAAAGAAUCCCAUCUCUUAUCUUCGAUCAGAAGGAAAAGAAUUUGAUUGAUUGGUGAAGUUGUGGAAUUUCAUUCAAUGGCAAUGACGCUUUGGCUUAACAAAAAGAUCGUGGAUCCUCUUCUCCAAAUCCUCCGCAAGGGAGCCGAACCGAAGCAAUUGGCCUUCUCUGCAGCUUUGGGGAUUACUUUGGGAAUAUUUCCAAUAUGUGGGGUUACAGUGUUACUGUGUGGGAUGGCUAUAGCGUUGUUGGGAUCUCUCUCCCAUUCCCCUACUGUCAUGCUUGCCAACUUCAUAGCUACUCCAAUUGAGUUGAGUCUGGUUGUGCCCUUCCUGCGCUUCGGUGAAGCCAUAGCUGGUGGACCUCAUUUUCCAUUAACUUCAGAUGCUUUGAAGAAAGUUUUGACUGGCCAUGCUUCCCACGAAGUCCUCCUUAGUAUUGCCCAUGCUUUGUUGGGAUGGCUUGUUGCGGCACCCAUUAUUUUGGCCAUACUCUACAUACUCUUUUUGCCCAUUUUCAAGGUUCUAGUUCCCAAGUUCAGCAGUGUUCCUUUGAGCCCAAAGAAACCACUUCAUUCACAUUCAGAAGUUAGGCUUAAGGUGAGGGAUGUUUGAUUAAUGUUGUAAUUUGUAUAUUUCUUUCACAGAGCACAUUGACAGGCAACUGUCAUUACAUGUUUCUAACCUAAUAAUACUUGUAUAUAAGUUUCUCUAAGAUUUCAUGUAUAAAAAUUGUGCUUUAUGGACCUGGUUGUGUUCA